AAUGCGGAAUAUACGGAUAUUGUAGAGACAGAUAAGGGCAAAGUUCGUGGAAAUAUACUACAAACUAUUCAUUUGAAACAUCACUACUCAGCUUUCAAAGGUAUACCUUAUGCUGAACCACCAAUUGGACAUGGACGGCGAUUUAGACGUCCUGUACCAGCAAAACCUUGGAGUAAAGUAUUAGAUACUACCAAAGAUCCAAAUGCCUGUGCACAAUGGGAUAUAGGUGUAAAUAAUCAUUAUUAUGAUUACAUUGGAAGUGAAGAUUGUCUUUAUUUGAAUGUUUAUACACCAGAAUUAAAUUUUACAAAUCCCAGACCACGAGCUGUUAUGGCAUAUAUCCAUGGUGGAUCUUUCCAAUUUGGUUCCAUCGAUAGUUCAAAGUUUGGUCCAGACUUUUUGAUUGAAAAAGAUGUUGUGGUAGUUCUGAUGAACUAUCGUCUUGGUAUCUUUGGUUUUCUUGCGUUUGCACCAGCUUAUUUUGAUGCUAAUAACGGCUUGAGAGAUCAAGCUGAAGCUCUUCGAUGGAUUCAAAGGAAUAUAAGAAAAUUCGGUGGUGAUCCUGAUAAAGUAACUCUCUUUGGCGAAAGCGCUGGAGCAGCUUCUGUUGAAUAUCACAAACUUUCCCCACAAUCUAAAGGUCUUUUUAGAGCAUCAAUUGCAAUGAGUGGUACAGCAUUGAAUAGAUGGGCAUAUUAUCUCCCUGAAGCAGCAUCUUAUUUAGCGUGGAACGUAGUUGAUUCAUAUUUUUAUUAUUAUUUCAGUCAAAGACAUUUGUAUUCAAGAAUGGUCAAUGCUCCUACUAAUGACCUACUUUAUUUACAAAUGUUGGGCACUGUCUCUGAUUUGAAUCCUACUUUAUUCAGACCAACCAGUGAAGAUCCGUCAUUAGUGACAGAUCCAUUUUUAACUGAUCAUCCAUUAAAUUUGUAUAGAUCGGGAAGUUUCACAAGGAAGCAUCAUAUGUUAGGAUUCAUGAAGAAUGAAGGCCUUUUAGUUGCUGCUCCUGUUUCAGUAGUAACUGACUUUGUGAGUAGAUUCAUCGCAAAUUCCUUAGCAAGAGCAGUUACGGGUAUUUCUUUUACUAAAGACAUUGAUCUAACUCAACGUUUUCUGGUUAGUCAUGGUGGAGCCCCUGUUUAUUAUUAUCAAAAUUCCUUCGAUUAUGCUCAAGCAUUACACAAAGUUGGCGCAAUGAGAUCCAUGGAUGGUGCUUCUCACGGUGAUGAUGUUGCUCAUUUAUUUUGGGUAAGUGAUCAACAACAACCAAUAGAUCCAGAUAGUGACAUUGGAAGACAUCGGCAGAGAGUGGUAACCAUGUGGACUAAUUUUGCUAAAUAUUUGAAACCAAUCGUAGAUGACAAAGGUAAUGACACUUUGAAUAAUAUUAAGUGGGAAGAAUCAGGUCCAGCUGGCGGCUAUUUGGACAUUGAUAAAAAUCCAGUUUUUCAUGCUGAAAGCAGACCUACAUCUGAACAUACGAAUGUUGUAGAGACAGAUAAAGGCCAAGUUCGUGGAAAGAUAUUGCAAACUCUUCACUUGAAACAUCACUACUCAGCUUUCAAAGGUAUACCAUAUGCUGAACCACCAAUUGGACAUGGACGGCGAUUUAGACGACCGGUACCAGCAAAGCCUUGGAAUGACGUCUUGAAUGCUUUCAAUGAUCCAAAUAAAUGUGCUCAAUGGACAAUGACCUUGACUAAUUAUUACCAUGGAAGUGAAGAUUGUCUUUAUUUGAAUGUUUUUACACCCGAGUUGAAUUUUACAAAUCCCAGACCACGAGCUGUUAUGGCAUAUAUCCAUGGUGGAGCAUUUGAGUUUGGUAGCAGUGAUAGUUCAGAGCUUGGUCCAGACUUUUUAAUAGAAAAAGAUGUCGUGGUAGUAACAAUGAAUUAUCGCCUUGGUGUAUUUGGUUUUCUCACACUCAGAUCCCAGAUUAUCGAUGCUAAUAAUGGCUUGAGAGAUCAAGUUGAAGCUCUUCGAUGGAUUCAAAGAAAUAUAAGAAAAUUCGGUGGUGAUCCUGAUAAAGUAACUAUUUUUGGAGAAAGCGCUGGUUCAGCUUCUGUUGAAUAUCACAAACUUUCCCCGCAAUCUAAAGAUUUAUUUAGAGCAUCCAUUGCCAUGAGUGGUUCAGCACUAAAUGAAUGGGCAUUUUCUUCUAUAGAAGAAUCAUACCGAAUGGGACGGAAUUUUGUUAAUUCUCUAUUCAAUUAUUGGAAUAAUGAAGAAGAAUUGUACAAACGACUUGUGGACGUUAGCACUGAAUUCCUGCUUGAUAUGCAUUGGUUUUUCUGUCUUUGGUACGAUCCUAUUCCAUUCAGACCAACUAUCGAAGAUAGUUCAUUGAUAAUAGAUCCGUUUUUAUCAAACCACCCCAUGGAAUUGUAUAGAACUCAACAAUUCAGUAUGAAGCCUCACAUGUUAGGAGCCAUGGCAGAAGAAGGCAUUUCAUUUGUUGCUCCUGUUUCAAUCAUCACUGAUAUUUUGGGUAACUCAUUUACGAAACUUUUAUCAGCAGCAGUCACGGGUGUUGCUUUUCUCAGAGACAUAGAUCUUACUCAACGUUUUUUGAGCAGCUUUAGUGAUGCACCAGUUUAUUAUUACAUCAAUUCUUUCGAUUAUGAUCAAGCUUUGCACAAAGUUGGCGCAAUGAGAUCUCAAUCGGGUGCUGGUCAUGGUGAUGAUAUUGCUCAUGUAUUUUGGGUAAGCGAUAAACAUCAACCAAUAGAUCCUAAUAGUGAUAUUGGAAAGCAACGACAGAAAAUAGUAACUAUGUGGACUAAUUUUGCUAAAUAUUUAAAACCAAUCCCAGAUGAUAAAGAUGAUCCGAUUUUGGGUGAUGCAAAAUGGGAAAAAUCAACUUCAGAUGGUGGUUAUUUAGAUAUAAAUAGCGAUUUAAUAUACCGUGCCAACGAUAGACCGGUAACUGAAUUCAUUGAGCAGUUGGAGUAUGACCGAGUAAGGUUGCAAGGAUACUAAAUUGGAUAUUCAGUUGCAAGAAGUGGUCCUAUUUAAUUUGCUGCAAAUUAAAAUAAAAUAAACUUCCGUUUGAAAUAAAA
Molecule: messenger RNA, 3059 nt
Organism: Chelonus insularis
Lineage: Eukaryota; Metazoa; Arthropoda; Insecta; Hymenoptera; Braconidae
Product: neuroligin-3-like
Exons: 12
Source: RefSeq, a predicted model, not a curated record